AUGAAAGCAUCCGCUUCCACUCCAGUUCAAGUGACAACACAAUCCACUCCCGGGCGAGUGACGGCGAGUGAUUCCUGCCCGUCUGACUGGCAUUACUUCAGCGGCAGCUGUUACUUUAUUUCUGAUGACACCAAUAGCUGGUCAUACAGUCAGGCUUUCUGUAAGCAGAGAGGAGGACACCUGGCCAUCAUCCACACGCCUGAAGAACAGACUUUUAUUUGGGACCUGCUGCCACGUGGUCACUGGAACGCUUACUGGAUUGGCAUAAGUGAUGAAAAGGUAGAAGAUGACUGGUACUGGGUGGAUGGAACCAAACUGGUUGGAGGUUUCUGGGAGGAUGGAGAGCCCAACAAUCAUGAUGAUGAUGAAGACUGUUGUUACAUAGUGAAAACUGAGGUUUUAAAUCGUACUGCUACAAAGAGCUGGUACGACGCCCCCUGCGAUAUGUCCCGCCGCUGGAUCUGUGAGAAGGAGACAGAUGUGCACAGUAAGAGUUCAUCUGUUCAGGAUGUCACCAACGGUUCUGCUGACGCUCACAUGCUGAAAACCUGCGCUAAUGUGACCGAAUUGACAUCAGAGUUGCAGGCUCUAAGAAAAGAGAAAAGUGAGCUGGAGAAAGAGAGGUCCCAACUGAAAGCCAUCAUCGCUGAGCUAGAAGCAUCCGCUUCCACUCCAGUUCAAGUGACAACACAAUCCACUCCCGGGCGAGUGACGGCGAGUGAUUCCUGCCCGUCUGACUGGCAUUACUUCAGCGGCAGCUGUUACUUUAUUUCUGAUGACACCAAUAGCUGGUCAUACAGUCAGGCUUUCUGUAAGCAGAGAGGAGGACACCUGGCCAUCAUCCACACGCCUGAAGAACAGACUUUUAUUUGGGACCUGCUGCCACGUGGUCACUGGAACGCUUACUGGAUUGGCAUAAGUGAUGAAAAGGUAGAAGAUGACUGGUACUGGGUGGAUGGAACCAAACUGGUUGGAGGUUUCUGGGAGGAUGGAGAGCCCAACAAUCAUGAUGAUGAUGAAGACUGUUGUUACAUUGUGAAAACUGAGGUUUUAAAUCGUACUGCUACAAAGAGCUGGUACGACGCCCCCUGCUAUAUGUCCCGCCGCUGGAUCUGUGAGAAGGAGACGGAUGCGUCUUCUUAAUCCUCCACCCCGCCAUCAUCAGCAACCAUCCUUCAUAAAUGUUUAGUUUGAGAGUAUUUUGGUUAAGAAAUGAAGCAGAAUGAAGAAGGAUUUCAGUCUUUGUUAUGACAUCACAGGAUCUUUGUCUAAAUGUAGGCUACCUUGAAGCUUUUUAACACUGCAUAUCAUGUUAACAUUACUGCAUAUUUUUUAGUCCAUUAAUUAAUUGCUUGCAUAGAAAUAUAAUGCACAUAUAAAUGAAGCAGACAAAUAUUUUUGUCGAUAUUUUGUCAGCGUAAAAUUAUGUUUUAUGUGAACAUAUUCUUGUCUGCACUGUUGUAUUCGUCUGUCUGUUUUGUUUUGCAAAGAAAUAAUGUUUUCGUGAAAAUUAUAGUAGUAAUUCCACUUUUGCUCAGCAGGAGGCACCGUUGAGCCGAAGUUUAAACAGCAGUGAUACAGAUAUGAUUAGCAGGUAGACAAACAAGCUUUUGUUCGUGUGUUUGUUAGGUCAAACCGAACCAGACGUGUGGAGACUAAAUGAAACUCACAAACGGUUAAAUCAAACUAACUCAACUCAAAAUCUUCAAAAGCAAUGCAAACAAAAAACACUGUUUAUGUGUCUCCUUAACAUGAAAUCUAGGGCUAGUGUCUGUGUCCUUGUCCCGUGCAGUUGUUUGGCUAGAUUUGAGCAUUUAUGUAAGGUGCAUGCAUGAGUCAUGUCCUUCUCUGCCCCUUGUCCCAUCUGACUGUUUAUUAUGGAGGCGUAUCUGACACAAUUACGUUCCUCAUAGGGAGGGCAUCCGUAAUCAAAGUACCCUAUUUCCAGUUUAUCAGCUGACCUUGGAUUGAUGUCUUUUUAAACAUUGUCCAACACAAGUCAUGUUAAUGAAUGAGUAGAGCAUGCCGGCUGCGUGAAUUGUGUUGCAAGCUACAGAAGAGCAAAGAGCGAUCUUUUCAUCUCACAUAGACUUUGAAACAGGGGUGAUGGUUUGUUGAAACCACAUUAACUUCACUUUUUUAUGUUAUGCACUUGGGGCCUCAUUUAAAAUAAAAUGCUGCGUAGA
Molecule: messenger RNA, 2186 nt
Organism: Triplophysa rosa
Lineage: Eukaryota; Metazoa; Chordata; Actinopteri; Cypriniformes; Nemacheilidae
Product: CD209 antigen-like
Exons: 8
Coding region: 1-1143 (380 amino acids)
Source: RefSeq, a predicted model, not a curated record